GGAGAGGGCCUGUAUAUAAUCUGCAAGGCUCAGCAGCGCGCCCCAGAAGGAGCUUAAGUUUAGGCAGACUUCACUUUGGUGAAAAACGACAAGACAGAGCCAGCAAAAUGUGCAAAGGGUUAGCUGCAUUACCAGCAACAUGCCUCGAAAGGGCCAAAGGAAUAAAAACAAAGUUAGGAAUCCUGCUGCAGAAGCCGGAAAUCAUUACUGACUACAUCAUCCCAUACAAUGACAAAGGGGAGAAACCAGCCAAGCCUGCAAGACCAUCCCAAACAGAAGUGCUGCAGUGGCGUGAAUCUCUGGAGAAGCUUCUGAUGAACAGCUAUGGUUUGGCUACCUUCAAGACCUUCCUCCAAUCAGAGCACAGCGAGGAGAACAUUGAGUUCUGGAUGGCCUGUGAAGACUACAAGGCAACCAAGUCACCUAUUAAGCUGGCCUCUAAAGCAAAGAAGAUCUAUGAAGAUUUCAUAGAGAAGGAAGCUCCUAAAGAGAUCAAUGUUGACCACUACACUAAAGAAGUCACCAUGAAGAGCCUUGUCGAACCUUCGACAUCAACCUUUGAGCUGGCCCAGAAGAGAGUUCUCUCUUUGAUGGAGAAGGAUUCCUUCAGCAGGUUUCUGAAAUCUGAACUUUAUCUGGAGCUGAUAAAGUAGCAAUGUACCUGGGCUGUGCAAAGCAUGGGUGGAGAGGGACCUUAGGUGUCCUCCCAGACCCAGUGAAUGAAUAAACCCUCACUGCUGGUAGCUAAAUGAAACUAUCAUUGCAAGUGUUAUUUUUCUUUAAAACUCUGGGCACUAAAAUGACAUCACUUACAUCUUGCACCUGUCUUUGCAUAGCCCCAAAAUAAACACAGACCAAAUACGGCUAAGUGUUUGUACCUUCAAUGUUGUACUUGUCUUUCAUGUGUGUUUUUUUUCUUAUUUCUGCUAUGAGAUUAUACCAAUUGAUAAAUAAUCAUGUGGCUUCAAACAAAUUCUUGGGCAAAUCAAAUCAUUCCUUUAGGAUUCUUAUCACCAUCAUAUCAAGAAUCCAGAAAAAUGCUUUGAAAAUAAAAUUAAAGACAUCAGAGUCCUUCUACAGUGUAAGCAACUUCUUAUCCUUCCUAUACUCAGAAAACUGUAACUCUGAUUUUACAGUUGCAGAACGUAAUUCAUUGGAGUCAGCAAAAUCACCAAACAGUUUUGCAUUUACAGGAAAAACAUACUAGAAAUAUUAUGUGAAUUCUAUAAACAUGUGGCACCAUACCACCUGAUGAUAUUUUAAAAUACAACAAAUAUGCUGAUGGUUUGCAUUACGCAAUUAUACAGUGAGUGCACCAUGUAAGCAAAUAACAGAUUCGUGCUUACUUGGCUUUAUUGGGACACAAGCUGUCUCUAACCAACCAUCUUAUCUGUACUGUAUUGAGGGCAUCCAUCUAAACUGUAGGCCGCAUCAUAAAGUGAGACAGCAUGUACACAAGUUCACACAGUUACACGUUCAGUCACAACAGAUCAUCUUACUACAACUUGCAUGAGUAACUUCAUCUCCCAAUUCACCUGAAAAUUAAAAUCUCAUAAGCAGCAGGGUAUAUUUCUAACAUUCCGCGCUGAUGUACCGUACUUUAGAGGCAACACGGUUGUGUAUCACUGGUAUGAGGAAGUGAUGGAAAGGCUACAGUUUUGAUUACUUAGGUGGUUUCAGUUAGAUUUUGUUAAAGAAAAAGCAAUGGCAAAAGAACAUACACUUCACUACUGAUUAUUUCAACUAAUUAAUUCAAUGUAUCACAAGACUCCAAUAAAUGCUUCACACUCUGACAAAUUAAUGAAAUAAGCAAAAAAAGGUGCCAAGAUUCACAGUUAAUGCACAGCAGUAAGUAUCACAUACAACAUAAUUCAACAAGUGAACCAUACACAAUCUUGUAUGUUUAUAUUCAAAUCAUGGGCUUAGCAUAUAAUCUAUGCAUUCAAUCCACACAUGAACUUCACACUAACAUAUUAAGCCAGCAAGACCUUAUAUAUGUUAUAAAUGCAGCCAUUAAUUUUAAUUUCCUAAGGCUCCAACAUAUAAUUUACUUUCUAACAUGGAAAUUAUCUUUUAUCAUUUACGAACAUCAAGAAACAUUGAACAUGAACUAGAACACUAUCUCUGGAAAAUUUAAAGCAACAAUUAUUUUUCUUUGCCUGGGAGAAUUUUGUUUCUCUGUUUAAGUUGGGUUAACUUUCAGGGGUACUAAGAUGGAACCAACUCUGUCACAGAAUGGCAGGAGUGUAUUGGUUAACUCGAAGGAAAACAAACAAAAGUAUGGAGGUGAUGGAGGUAGAAAGUAACACUUGUUAACUUCACAUGAACUGUGUUAUGCCUCAAAUAAGUAAAGCAUUUUAAGAAAAAAAGGCCUGAUGGAAUCCAGACAGUCCAAAAUCAAUCAGAUAAUAAAGAUCACCAAAUGACCCUUAAGGCAUAUAUUCAAGAAAAAUUUACUAGAGCAAUAAAUACCUAAAUGAACAUCAAAUCAUCUGAAUAAACAGUUUGAAUUUAAAAUGGAGGACCCAUACUUUUAUAUGAAGCUAGAAGAGGAGCAAAUUAAUCUUAAUGUAGAACUCUGUAAUUCCUUAAGUGUGAUAUAGAUUUUCUUUCCUACAAAUAAACAUGGUUGACACAAGUAAAUAUCAAAGUUCCAUACUGUUUUCAUGAAAUCUUUAUAGAGAUAAAGUAUUGUGUGCCAUUAAAAAUAUUCUAUAAAUGCACACUAAAAAGUUCUGAAAUAGUUGCUCCCUCCAUCAGUACUUAUAUAUAUUCAAACAACGAAUGGAAUGAUUUGUCUGCAUUGUAUUCCUUGCCCUUAAGAUAAACAACAUCUACAAUGUUAUCCAAAAUAUUUAAAAGAGAGUACUUAAGAAUUGAUUCCUGUUCUGUAAAUUGUGUAGCCAGUGCAUGCUCCUUAUUAAAAAAUACUCCAUGUAUUGCAUGUGUUAUUAUUUCAGCCCUCACACUCUUCAAUGAAGAAUAAUCUCAUUAAGGAGUCUCAGUAAAUGCUUCAUUUUAUUAUGGUGGAAGGCUGGUGAGAAACCUUGGUGAAGGGCUAAUGCCCUUCGUGCAGGACACAGCCAAGGUUAAAGAGAGUGAGGUCAAUUAGGAAGCAGUGAUCUGGUAAUGCCAAGCCAGAGGUACAGCAUUAGGAUAAUAUCUUGUCAUUUCUGCUUUACAACAAAUAUCCAUUUCUGUACAAAAUGGGAAUAUUUUUGUUUAAGAAGACAGGAGCCGAGAGUUGAUGUCCAGUUUCACUUAAUGUAGCAGUAUUAGCCAGUUUCUGUCCUUCCAUUUUUCUUGGUCAUUGUAAGUAGUGAUUUUACAGUUGACCCAAUAAGGUGACACCUUAUUGAGAGUUGGUUUGACUAAUAAUUGGUUAAGUUGAACACUUUCUGGCUGUAGGCUUGAUGCUGGGUGGUGACGAUCCACUUGUGUUAGGCAGCAUUAGAUGGAGUUGAAACACACCACCUUAAAGCCCGAAACUUUGUCAACUUGGCACAAUUAUCUUGACAAUCACCAUCCAAAAUAAGUACAUUAUAUUUUAAUUAAUGGAAAUUAUCUCAAAAACCAAAAUGAUAAAACAAUCAUAUAUAGUGGAAUGGUUCUGGACUGUAAAUGUGGACCACCAUGAAGUUGUGUUUUCAUCUUGAUACCUAAAUGAAGCAAAUAUUGAAAUCCAUAGUAUUAUUCAUUAUUAAAAAGUUAAUCUUGUGAUUAUUCUGCUUUGUGUGCAAUAUGUAUCUGCUCCAACGGUUUGAACUCUUCACGAUCUGACAGCCUCUAUUGGUCAUAUUAUGCCAAGAAUGGUUUGCAAAAAGAGACAAUUUGCAUGUAAUACAGAUAUGACUAAUGCAAAACUGAUUCACUGUUAUCCUGGCUACUCCACGCACUGAUGAAGGCUUUCUUCUGCAAAGUUGAGGAUAUUUUUAAUCUGGUCAAAUGACUGACAAGAAAUCAUUCAUGUCACUCAGAGAUAGUGAGUGUGUUAUUCAGAAAAUGAAGGAAAGUGUAGCUUCCCAUCUCAAGCCUUGGUGUUCAGGGCAUUAUAUCGUCACAGCAGUCAAUUUAACAAGCCUCAUUAAAGAGAAAUUUAACACCUUUGAACUGCAUUAAAAACAGUGCUACGUUUUGAGCAAGCAAUCCAACUUAGAAAUUGGCAUGUGACUACCACUUUCCAAUACUUUAAUGUUAACUUUAUGAGAUAUUCAUUUAAGAUUCAGUUCUAUAUCUGACAUAGUUGAAACAAAUGGGUGUAAUCAUGAACCAUUUAUUGUUAUCUGUACUUUACUGUUAUUAAUGACUGCAGAGGCCUUUUCCAGUGUUCUGUCUUAUCUUGGAAGAGUUCGAAACCUUAUGAAGUAAACAUAUAUUUCUAUACCAA
Messenger RNA from Pristis pectinata (smalltooth sawfish), 4387 nucleotides. Its product is annotated as regulator of G-protein signaling 5-like. The transcript has 5 exons. The record is from RefSeq and is a predicted model, not a curated record. Bases 108 to 653 code for a protein of 181 amino acids. Lineage: Eukaryota; Metazoa; Chordata; Chondrichthyes; Rhinopristiformes; Pristidae.